UAUGUGUGUCGUGUAUGGGCGAAACGAAUUCACACAGAGCGAACGCACAAGUGUGUCGUGUAUGGGCCCUAUUAUACAAUGGAUUGCUAAACAAUUAUGUUGGUUUUUUGGCAAUGUAAAGUUUUAUUUGAAUCGUUAGACUUCAAUUCAAAAAGUUGGAGUACAUUUUAUUGUCAAAUCUGUAGCAAUUGUAUUUUUAAAUAAAAAAUGGCGGGCAUGGGUAACUUAUCGAUCGCAGAAAAGGAAGAACUUAUUGGGCAAGUGAAGCAGCAAAUUGCAGUGGCUAAUGCUCAAGAAUUGUUGACGAAAAUGACCGAGAAGUGCUUCAAAAAAUGUGUUGCUAAACCAGGUGUACAAUUGGAUUCUUCUGAACAGAAAUGUAUUUCAAUGUGCAUGGAUAGGUACAUGGAUUCCUGGAAUUUGGUGUCACGCACUUACAGCAAUCGUUUACAACGUGAACAGAAUAAGAUGUAGAAGUGUGCAAAUAUAGUGUUGUUCGACGAUUUGCAAAUUUUACUUGUCAUCAAUCAUGAUUUAGUUUUAUAAACAAUAUUUUAGGCAAAUGUUGUUACUUUCAAAUUCUGCUGAUUUAAAACAUAAUAUUUUGUUAUAUAAAUAAAUUUUACAAAUUAACAGCCCUAUUCUCAUGUACACAAAAAUCACCGCCCUCACUAUUGUUAGGUUUUCCAUAUGCUGAUCUCCAAAAGUUUAAAUUGUCAUAAUCUCACAAAUUCUUGAUGUCUGAGCAAACCUAACACUGCAAAGUCUGCUGUUUGUUUUGUUAAUUUCAAUGUUUUUUAAAUAAAUUACAAUAUUUUUUUUAUAGAAAUAGGGUGAAGGAAGGCGUUAUCAAUUGUAUAUAAAUAUUUGUCUAUUACAAUAAAUAUGUAACUUACGGUCUUUGAACAUUUUA
This is a messenger RNA of Bactrocera latifrons, 913 nucleotides long. RefSeq names its product mitochondrial import inner membrane translocase subunit Tim13. The record is from RefSeq and is a predicted model, not a curated record. Bases 208 to 474 code for a protein of 88 amino acids. The transcript has 3 exons. Lineage: Eukaryota; Metazoa; Arthropoda; Insecta; Diptera; Tephritidae.